Molecule: messenger RNA, 5795 nt
Organism: Clarias gariepinus (North African catfish)
Lineage: Eukaryota; Metazoa; Chordata; Actinopteri; Siluriformes; Clariidae
Exons: 7
Coding region: 451-1116 (221 amino acids)
Source: RefSeq, a predicted model, not a curated record
GGUUCUUUUUGCAUCUGUGCUUUCAUCACUGUGGCACCACUCACAUUGUUAUUGAUUGACUUGGUCAACUGUACCUACUGUAUCUGGUUUGUUUCUCUUUCCACAAAUACUCUUUAUAGGUUUUCUGAAAAAGGCACAGCAGAGAGAGGUACACAGGGCAGAGGAGGAAGAAGUGCUAGAAGAGGACAUUCCAGACCUCCUGCUACAGAAUCCCGAGUAGGACAGCGUGAUAAGAGAGGAAAGAAUGUUCCUGUGGUUGGCAGUAAAGUGAGAGGAAAGGACCGUUUGACUGGCCGAGCCAGGAGAUGGGAUGCUAAAGACGAAGCAGAGCAAUUACAGCUGGGUCCAGACACCAGUUUGGAGGAGUUUUUGGAGGAGCUGGAUACUCUGUGUGAUCCUGAGGUCAGCAGUAACAGUCCGGAGCCCGAGACCCAGGAAGCAGAAUCAAGCAUGGCUCUGGAGACAGCUACAACAACCAGCCAUGUUUCUACACCUAUAAAACUAGAGAGUCAACUUCUUUCUACAGAAUCCUUUAACAAGACCAUUUCUAUCUCCAAAGUAGCUGAGAAAAAGGUCCGUUUUUCAGAAGACCUCAUUCAGGGAGCUUUUGAGAAGAUCUCGAACACAGAAAAGACAGAGAUCAAAAACAGUUCUUUAAAAAACAUGCCACAAGCUAAAACGGUUCCUGGAGCGCAGGAUACCCAACAGGAAUUGGAUCAUAAUCAGGAAGGAAUGAAAAACAACCAGGAACAAAAGGCCACAGACAUUCUCACGGAUUCCCAACCCAAAACACCAGGGCAAUUUGAUUCGCAGGAGACAAGUGUUAAAGAACUGAAACCGAUGCCUGACAGCUUCGUAAAAGAAGAAACAAAGAAAGAGAGCAAAUCUGAAGAAUCGGCUUGUGACAGGGUUGGCUCUCAAAACAGCACCGAUGCUACAGCUUCUACUGAACAGAACAUGUUUCACAUGGUGGAGCCUCAGAAAAACAUCACCUCCAGAAAUACAGAUGAGCUGAUUGACUCCAGUCUCUCGGUAUUGAGUUUGGAAUCUGCAGAUUCUUCGCCUGUCCACAGCACCAGCACUGAAAAGGCUAGAGAGAACGGGAAAAUAGUGUAGAUGGCCUCCUUUCAUGGUCACAUCUGUUCGAGAUGGAAAACAGAAACCAAACAAAGCAAAAGGCUGCGCUGCAGUUUGCCUGUUUUAGGCUGUUCCAGUUUUAGGAAUAGUUAGUGUGUGUGUAUAUAUAUAUAUAUAUAUAUAUAUAUAUAUAUAUAUAUAUAUAGUGGCUAUUACAGAUGAUUGUCAUUCAGAAAGAGGUAGAAUGCACAGUUCCAUGUGGAUUGGCUUACUCACUGGUCUUAAACAUAUACUUGGAGACAUCAGGGUGUGAUAUUGGCUUGAGCAGGUUAACACCCAUUAUAAACGGCAUUACAUGGAACAUUUUGUUUUAAAUUAAGUGGGCUGUUUAUUUCAUGACGAAACAUUUGAUUUAAUGUUGAAUCACAAACUUAAAUUUUGUUGAUUUGUCUUUAUGAGACAUGAUUAGAUUGUGGUGCCAUUUGUGUUUCACUAUUAUAAAAAAAAAAAGAUAGACCUUUUUACAAAGGUUAAAUGCCACGUAUAAUAAGCUAUACGAAUAUUUCCGUGCUCUUUACAUUUGUUGAUCUUGCUCAUAGCAAUAAAGACUGGUUAUACAUGUACAGCCAAGAUAGCAGGGAAGCUUGCCAGUCUUGACCACUAAACCAGAGCCAUUUCUCCCAAUUUCUAUUGGAAAAAAUAGAAUUUGCCUUAACAAAUUAGUUAGGUAGGAGUUUAUGUACUAGUAACACAUCUAACCUAAAAACUAACCUAAAACUUUAAUAAAACCAGCAUUUUUGAAUGGCAUAGCCUAAUAUGCAUUACUGUACAAAAGUCUUGAGCCAACCCUUAUUUCUUUAUAAUAUGCUUUCAAAGAGCCAGACUUUUAAAUUAUAAAUUAGUCUUGAACAAUACAGUAGUUCCCCAGCUUUCCUGAAGGACGUUUAUGGCUCUCAUUUCAAGUUUUUGGCUGUCUUUUUUAAUUCCAUCCCUGUACCUAAUCAGCUUUGAAAGAAUGUUUUUUGUAUUUUUUUAAGUGACCUAUGAAUCAUUCAAGCAAUAAGAAUCAUCUAACUUAAGCCAUGAACCAGUGAAAAGCAGUUGCAGAUAAUGACAGAUGAUUAGGCUGGUGAUAAGUAAGAUACUGCUGAUGCUGAUAUUGAAUGCUGAGUUGUUGGAAAAGACGAGAGGGAUAAUGAGGUUGCUGCUAAGGUUGUUACGUUAACAACCAUUUUUAAAAUUUAAUCUUUAGGCACUUUGCAGCCUGUCAAAUGUAAAACAUUUGUUCCUAUUUCUUUAAAUUAAUCUACAUCAUUUAAUUUAAUUUAGAAAUAAUGGCUCCAGACUUUUGGACAGUACUGUAAGUGCACUUUACCCUAAAUAUUGUGUUUAAAACAUUAUUUUUGCAUUAGUGUGAAAAUCUAUUUAAUAUCAUGGAAAAGUUUUUUUUUAUGCUUGAAAUAUAAUUUUCUAUUAGACACCCCUUUUAGAUUAUAAAAAAAACAUGCAUUUAUGUAUGUCACAUGAUAUUUUUCUACCCCUAAAACCUGAACCCAUUCAUCUCUAUGAAAUAGUUGGAAUAUCCCCAAGCCAGGUGUUCAACAGGAAAUUGCAUCAUAAAAAAUUUACAAAGAUCAAAAAGAUACUUUAAUUUAUUUGUUUUUCUAGCGAUAUUGUGGUUAUACUGAUAUGAUACAACACUUACUGGAAAUACAGAUUAAAUUUACGAACUUAAAAAGUAGUAAAAUCCCUUAUUUUCCUAAUGUAGGCUGACAUGCCCAUGCUCUGAACUCAACAAGAAUAGCUUAUUGAGUCUAAAUACAGCUUAAAACAAUCUUAAACACAAAUAAAGUACAGGAGGACAAAAAAUCCAGUUUUUUCCACCAAGUACAGGAAGGACAUGCAAACUUCAUGCACACAGACCUCACUUGUAUUUCCAGGGUCCAAGAGGAAGUUAAACCCGAACCCUGGAAAUACAAGGUGACGAUGCUAACCACUGAGCCAUCGUGCCCAAUUUUGUUCUAAUCAUUGUUAAAAUUUAAAUUAGAUGUAAACAGUAGUAGUAACAGUAGUAGUUUUUUUUUGGCCUUUUAUUAUUAAUACAAAUAGUAUUGUUUUGUAAGGAGAUAAUUUAAAUUAAAGGAAAUGAUUUGGUCAUAUAGUUUAUUGAGGCAUGUUCAGCUUAACCAUAACCAGAUGCCUAAAGGCCUUGCUCCUGCCUCAGUGUCCUCAAAGUAAAAUUUUUAGUUGCUGCAAAGGUUAAAUGGCACCCCAAUCAAUACCCUUAUGUGUUUUCUGCAUUAAUGCAAUGAAGCGUUCUGCAUCAUGAAGGUUUGUUGUUUAUUCAACAGGGAAUCCAAGAUUCCAAAAAUUCUUAGUUAAUCAUUAGUAUAUCAUGGGAGGCAGCGAUCAUUAAACACCUUUAUAUAAAUAUUUGACACUGAAAAAAUGAUUUGUGUACUGCUUCGGCUAAAAGAAAGGUUGUGAAUAAGAAGGAAAGGAAAGUUGUUUAAAUGUACUGGAUCUACAUUAGGUACAUGUCUAAAGGUGUAUACUGUAGGAUACAAGAUAAAUUCUCAAGGUUUUGUUGAAUAUAAACACAAUACCAAUAUUAGAAGUGACAGACCAGCAACAUUAUAACAGCCCAUAAAUUUAAUGAACCACAAAUGUAAAACAAAUCUGUAGCUUUUACAGUGCGAAGGGGGUGUCAAGUAAAACCAGGGCUUUUAAUUGUACAGAAAAACAGAACACGAUUAUAAGGGUAAAAACUCUCUUUAUUUCUCUAUAUAACCCCCUGCUACUCUAAUGCACUUAGAUGCCAGCAGUUCACUAGUGCUUGGUUACCAACUGCUUUACAGUUGAAAACCUGGCCUCCAAAGAACUCCUUUGAAGAAACUCCUGGCCUCCAAAAUCCACCUGUAGGUCAGAACUGUACAGGGGACUCCCAGCCAAGUUCCUUUAAUGUAAAAGUGGUGUCCGUGAAUGAUUUGUGUGUACAGUUCCCACAGACAAAUGCAUCUCUUCAGCAAGUUGGUGACAAGUAAUUUGUUGAUUUUCAAGCCCACCUCAUUCAUGGACAUACAGUAUUUUUUAUAAGGCUCCUAUAUUAUAAUGCAGCGAAGAGUCAAAUCAGUGACUGUGCUUAAGGUCUUCUAUAAAUGUCAACUGUUAAAUUACUUUCAAUAACAAAAAAAAGUUGUCCAUGUUAAAAGGAAACCAAUGAUCAUUGCUGUUUUGAACCCUGUUUUUUUAAAGGUACUGUAGUGUAUGAGACCCAGUCAAAUGAAAAUCUUGUGCCAAGAGUAAACAGUUAAUUUAAUUUAAUUAAAUUUUAUACAAAAAAAAAAAAAGGUUUGGUGAAAAUGUAGGUAUGAUGCACCAUAAAAAACCUAUUUGUAAUAAACAAUACAAAGAUUGACUACGCUUGUAGAUUUAGUGUAUAAUUUGUCAUUUAUGGCAUUUUUAUUUUUAAUUUUCAGUCAGUUUAACAAUCAGUAGCAGACAUUUUGUAAGUUCUAUAAUUACUUGACAUGAGUUUGAAAUGUAUGUGGCACAUAUUAAAUCCUUUUCGAUUUUUAUUUCUGGACAUGAUAUUAUUAGCUCAAAUAGCCACCUCCCUAUAUUUUAAUAGUGUAACUGACAUAAAUUCUAGCCAUUAUAUCAUAACAACUGGAAAACAGACACAUGAUCGAGAAAUGGCCACUUGCACCACAACUGCUCAGUAAUUGCUACUGAUCACAAAGAUGCCUAUUAGUCUGGAUGUUGUGGUUUGAAGGAGACUGUGUGCAUCAUGCUAAAAGCACUUUGCAGCAUAUUGAAUGUCCAAAUUUAGGUAUUUUUUUAAAAGGAUGUUUGACAUUUGACAUUUCAAUUCACAACCAAAAGCAUUGAACACUCACAGGAAAUCAACCACAUGAUCCAAAUUGUGUACCCGCUUACGCACACACACAGUUCUAUACACCAGAUUCAUCAAUCACAUGCUACUGAUUUUUCUAUUUUUGUAUGCACAUAUUUUUGGAAAGUGAAAUUUUGUGCAAAGACAGUUCAAGCAAUGUUUACUGCUUUUAAAGUAUGUUUAUACGCACUUUAUUUUGUAUAAAUGCUUGCCGUGUUUAAGAAAUGUUACAAUAAAAUCAGAAAAACACUGUACACUGAAAUACAAACCCUUUAUGAUUAAACAUCGUUACAUAAUAAAAAGUCCAGGAUGGAUUUUAUAUUUGCACUUAUCGUGAAAUAGGCCUGAAGCUAAAUGCUAAUAAUAUACAUGUUUUGAUUUAUGUUGAUAAUACUACAGUAAUAUGAAUUGUUGGUUACGAAGAAGGAAAACUCCACCUGAUUCCUGAGUCAGGAUGAAAAAUAUAUGUACCUCUUUGUAGUAUUAAAAGUCACCCAAUAAUAUUUUCAUAUGGGAAAGUUAUUGCUAAGUUACUGAGUGUUUCAUGGUAUGUUGUUGCAGGCCUUUUCUGAACAUUUCAUUAUUAUGAAACAUACGUAAUGUUUUUUCCUAACUUAAAUCUGAAAUUUUCCUGUUCACUUGAAUGUUGCUUUUUUUUUUUUUUUUUUUUGCUUUAUUUAAGCAUGGAUUAAGUGACUCAUUUAAUAUUUAAAUUUUGUACAUCAUCUUGUAAUUAAUAUAUUGCCACUGUCACUUUGUGUCCAGCAGAAUUUCAAAUGAGUUUUGAUUACUACAUACCAUAUUAAACAGAUUUUGCCUCACA